UUCGGUGCUAUGAGAAUUUUGUCCCCAUUUCCCCACUACGCCCAUCCCCUUAUUUUAACCACCCUUAUUCAUCUCUUUCUUAUUCAUCUCUUUCUUCAACGCCAUUACUAUACCAUAUCAUCUUUCUUCCCUUUUUAUUUUCCUUUUUUUAAUUAAAUUUGCAUUUAUUUUCACCUUUAAAUGAUACUUGUCUCAUGGCUCCCUACCUCGGACUCACGUCCCUAACCUCCUCCUUCCCAAAUUCAAAUCAACCCCACACACAUUUCGCGAUGCAGAACAACAACAACAAUCAGACAUCUCCAGACGAAGACGACGAUUCGUGGGAAGUCCGAGCGUUCGAGGAGGACACGACGGGCAACCUGCUGGGCUGCACGUGGCCGCCGCGCUCCUACACGUGCACAUUCUGCCGGAGGGAGUUCCGCUCCGCCCAAGCCCUCGGCGGCCACAUGAACGUCCACCGCCGUGAUCGAGCCAGGCUGCACGAGGUUCCGCCGCCACCGCCCCUGGCCCCCUCUCAGCCGCCGCGGAUACUUAUCCAAACAGGCCACGAAUUCGGCGCUGACGGAUUGUGCCUUGUCUACCCUUUACGAAACCCUAAUUCCAUCAUUUUCCCUAAUUACUCAUCUCCUUUCCAACAUUUCGCCAACAAUACAUUUAAACCUACCGAAACGGCACCCACCAGUGUCGUUUCCUCCCUUUGCCACUCCACAAACACGGAACCAUCUGCAUCAAACAACGACAACAGCAACAAUAACAAUAUUCGAGGUCUCGAUGAAAUCACCAAAGACUCUCUGAGCAACGAAGAGCUCGACCUAGAACUUCGGCUGGGGCGGAGGCCAUGAAGGACCUGUGUUUUUACUUGUAUGCAAUUUUCCAUUUUUUACUUUUAAUUUUUUUUUUCUCAAGAUUACAUUUUAUAGAAUACCUCGAGUUUUUUUUUACGAGUGAGCACUGUUUCAUUGAAUUGAUUGAUUCAAAUUUUUUGUUUGGUAAAGUGAGGAAUGAUGAUUUGGUAAGUUUGGAGGAAGGGUUAGGGCAUGAGUAAAAAAGAGAGAUA
Messenger RNA from Salvia splendens (bonfire salvia), 1057 nucleotides. Its product is annotated as transcriptional regulator SUPERMAN. The transcript has a single exon. NCBI's taxonomy places the organism in Eukaryota, Viridiplantae, Streptophyta, Magnoliopsida, Lamiales, Lamiaceae. The coding region runs from base 195 to 842 and encodes 215 amino acids. The record is from RefSeq and is a predicted model, not a curated record.